UAUUUCGGGCCAAUCAAUAGGAGUGAAGCGACGACUAUAUUGAUGUCUGAGAACGAGACGGGAGUCUUCUUAGUGAGGAAUAGCACCACAAUUGUCGGCGAUCUGGUCCUGUGUGUGAGGUCUAGUCAAACGCUACACUCAUUUGUUGAUGACAUGCAUUCAUUCAUUUGCUUACUUCCCAACAGAGAGGACAAUAAAGUGAGUCAUUAUAUCAUCAAUAAGAUCCAGCCGUCGGCAGAUCAGACCCGGUUUAGAAUCGGCGAUCAGAUGUUUCCGGACGUUCCGGCGCUCCUCAACUUCUAUAAACUUCAUUAUUUGGACACAACUCCACUCAUUAGACCCGCGUCCAAACGGGUGGAGAAAGUGAGGGCUCGCUAUGACUUUGAAGGAAGCGGUGAUUCCGAUGACCUGCCCUUCAGGAAGAAUGAAGUGCUGACAGUGAUAUCGAAAGACGAGGAUCAGUGGUGGACCGCACGUAAUAGUUUAGGACAAACCGGGUCUAUACCCGUGCCAUACGUCGAACUGAUGGACGAAAGCAAUCACUCAAUGGAUGGGCCAAUGAAUGUUCGGUCGCCGUCGUUGGAAACGAAUGCAAACAAUUCCUGCAAUACUAGUCAAACAAAUGCCAUUUCGAGGACAUCGGAACCCACCAAAUAUAUAACACCCCCUAAUAUUCACAUUCAACGCAAACUACCGGCGCGUGCGGUCGUCAACAAACAGCGAAUACCCAACGCUUACGAUAAAACUGCACUCAAAUUAGAGAAGGGAGACAUUAUAAUAGUGACGAAGACUAAUAUUAACGGCCAAUGGGAGGGCGAGUUGAAUGGAAAGGUCGGUCACUUCCCGUUCACUCACGUGGACUUCAUGGACACCGACACUAUCGAUGAUGACAAUCAUUGA
Molecule: messenger RNA, 900 nt
Organism: Medioppia subpectinata
Lineage: Eukaryota; Metazoa; Arthropoda; Arachnida; Sarcoptiformes; Oppiidae
Source: the annotation of a GenBank genome assembly